Neurospora tetrasperma FGSC 2508 is the source of this 1026-nucleotide messenger RNA. RefSeq lists its product as uncharacterized. The coding region runs from base 1 to 1026 and encodes 341 amino acids. Lineage: Eukaryota; Fungi; Ascomycota; Sordariomycetes; Sordariales; Sordariaceae. The record is from RefSeq and is a predicted model, not a curated record. The transcript has a single exon.
AUGGCAGGCGACAAAGACGAGCCAGAAGUGCGAGUUCACGAUCCCAUGCCAUCGGGAUACGUCUUUGUUCCCAAGGGAGACGUAUACAUUACUAAAAAUUGUCGCCAGGAGACAUAUUCGGCCGGCCAGACCGUUUACGUGGUGGUUGACAAACGUCGGAAACCGAUCGGCCUUCGCUGUCCUGCCUCCAUUUUCAAAGCCGUCCAAGACUUGAACCAGGCUACAGCUGCGAAACGUGCAGAGGCUGUACAGAAGCGAGAUGCAGCUAUUGAAGGCGACUUUGAAGAGGCACUAAAGAGGCUGUUCCCCAACGCACCCAAAGAGUCCAUUGCCAAGAUUGUGAGCCAUGCGCUCAAGAAGCGUAGCAGGAGAGUGGGAAGAAGCGGGACGGUACAGCUAGAUGACAAGGUGAAGCUGGCGGUGCGAGCACAUAUCCGGCACCAGCAUACGGAGUAUGAACAGCUACUGAGACAGGGCACGAAUCGCGAAAAAGCCAGGUUACAGGUCUUCAGCAAGCUUAAUGAGGUUGCGAGACUGUGGGGUGGACGGCCGGCGAAGAGUACUGGGCUCAAGCGAAAGGCCGGAAACGAUGGAAGCGACACAAGAACAGCUCAGGAAAGGAGCGAAUUGCACAAGAGACAACAGAAGCAGGAAACACUCGAAACUGCAGCUACCAAUGCAAAGAUCGCGCGACACAAAAAGACAAAACAAACCAGAAAGUUAACCGUCGUUGAAAGAAGAUUGCUAGCUGAGGCAAGCAGGAAAUCAAAGGUAUCUGGCCUACGCGUUCAAACUCGCCGUAUGGCCAGGGAAGGAAUCGAACCUUUGGGAGGUACCGAGGAAGAACCGAUCGUCAUCGACGAUAGCGACGGACAAGAAGCUGUCUUUACUAGAGGCGAGGACACUGACUUUGACGACGGCGAUGAAUCGGACUGGAGCAACUGGAGCGACAUCAGCUUUGGCAACGCCACUGGGAAAAAGUCGCGGCAGAACGACCAUCACUGGUCAAAGCCAUGCCGGACCUGA